This is a messenger RNA of Cucurbitaria berberidis CBS 394.84, 930 nucleotides long. RefSeq names its product NAD(P)-binding protein. The record is from RefSeq and is a predicted model, not a curated record. NCBI's taxonomy places the organism in Eukaryota, Fungi, Ascomycota, Dothideomycetes, Pleosporales, Cucurbitariaceae. Bases 1 to 930 code for a protein of 309 amino acids. The transcript has a single exon.
AUGCUUGUCCUCGUCGCCGGAGCAACUGGUAACCUAGGCCAAAAGCUAGUCACCAGCCUUCUCAAACACGGCCACCAAGUCCGCGGUCUAGGACGCAGCCCCUCGAAGCUAGACGCCCAUCUCGCAUCUCAACUAGAGUCUUUCGUCGAAAGCACAGCAUACCACGACAUACCCGCCCUCGACAAGGCCUGCGCUGGCGCCGACGCAGUGAUCUGCGCCUAUCUCGGCUUUCCAGAACUCCACCUCGAAGGCCAACUGUUACUCUUCAGGGCCGCAGAAAGAGCCAAUGUGAAGAGAUUUGUCGCUGCGAGCUGGUGCUACGACUGGCGCCGCAUGUCACUGGGGCAACAGGACAGUUACGAUCCCGACAUCAGCUUCAGGCACCACGUCGAGAUCAGUUCGAGCCUGAAGCCGAUUUGGAUCUUCACGGGCGUGCUAGCUGAGGUCCUAUUUUCUGCUCCCGGGCGUGUUGACUUUACGCCUCGCAGCAACGGGGCGUGGGAUUCCAAGGGUCGGGUCGCGGAGGUUUGGGGCAAUCCAGCGACCAAGUUUGCGUGGACGAGCGAGGCUGAUGCUGCAGAGUUUACGGCUGCGAUUGUUAGUCUGCCUGAGACGUCGCCGUUGUAUGGUGAGCAAUUUUUCAAACUGACGUCUGGUAUUGAUGGCUUUGCGGAUAUUGCGAGGGUCUACGGGGAGGUGAGGGGGUGCGAGAUUACUAUCAAGCAGAUGGGGAGUGUGGAGGAUCUGAGGAAGAAGGCGUAUGAGGCGAGGGAUAAGGGCGAUAGGGCUAGGUGGUGGGAGUAUAUCAUGUUCUUUUACACGCUGCAUAUGUUGGAUGGGACGUGGGCGAUGGGAGAGCUGGAUAACGAGAGGGUGGGUGUCAAGGGAACGUCUCUGCGAGAGUUUCUGGAGGCUCAUCCGGAUUUGUGA